Malus domestica (apple) is the source of this 3418-nucleotide messenger RNA. RefSeq names its product APO protein 3, mitochondrial. NCBI's taxonomy places the organism in Eukaryota, Viridiplantae, Streptophyta, Magnoliopsida, Rosales, Rosaceae. Gene Ontology annotation, molecular function: RNA binding. The record is from RefSeq and is a predicted model, not a curated record.
GUCUUUCUCUUGUGUACUCGCGGUUGCAGGUAUAUGUAUGUAAUCUGAAAGUGGACGUGUAAUUGGUAGUUGGAGUGCUGUGAAUUUGGGGGAGAUUUAGGGCUUUAAUCUGAAAGUAGACAUCUAAUUGCUAGUUGAAGUUAAUAAUUUUCCUGAUUGAUUGUAAACCUUUGAUUUGAGUUUGAUCUGAAUACUGAAAAAGUUUCAAUUUUCGCUAUGUUAGUUUGGAUUUUCGGUAUUUAAGUGCCGAGGGGUUGUUGAGUUUACCUUUAUGAUUUGCGUUUGCGGUUUUUAAUUUUCAGUGAACUGCUUUAUGUUGCCUCAAUAGAUGUUUCAGAUGCCUUUAUGUUGAAUUUUCGUUGCCAGUCAAGAAACUCUGAUGAUUCUUAUAUGGAGAAUGACUAGAGUUUGCCUCAAUAGAUGUUUCAGAUGCCUUUAUGUUUAGGCAAAAAACCGAACCGUUUUGAACCGAACCCAGCCCUAACUAGAAGGAAUGAAGUCAAUGUGGAGCAAGUAGGCCAACAUUUUGACAAGUUGACUGAACUCGAACACUACCGAAUUGAAUUUUGAGGGCUCUACGCACAAUAUGCAGAGAAGAAUAAUAUGGAAGCCUUGUCAUUUUGCAAGAAUUCGUUGCCUAGUUGAUCAAAAGGAGUGUUUUACAUCCGAGAGAGCCCUUACUUUAGGAGGAGAAACAGAUGAUCCUGUGUAUGCUGAUGUGCCAAGACCUCCUAAAAAAAUGUCAGAAAGGAAGCCUUACCCUACACCCAUGAAGGUUUUGAUUCGAAGAGCCAAGGAGGAGAAAGAAGCCCGGAAGGUUGAACCUUGCAGGAUGCUUGAAGAAUCACCUGAUAAUGGAUUGUUGGUCCCUGAAUUGGUUGAGGUAGCUCAUCAAGUUUACCAAGCUCGAAAGUCCCUCCUGUUUGGCUUGUCAAAACUUGUUCAAGUUGUUCCUGUCCAACGGUGCAGGUUUUGCUCCGAAGUUCACAUUGGACGUGUCAGUCAUGAAAUCCGAACUUGUACGGGCCCAAACAGUGGUUUUAGGAGUGGGACACAUGUUUGGAGGAAGGGAGGAGUUCAACAUGUGGUUUCCUUUCCUAAAUGUUUCCAUCUUUAUGACCGUGUUGGAAAACCAAGAGUUGGGCAUGAUGAGAGGUUUGAAAUCCCACGAAUCCCUGCCAUUUUGGAGCUCUGUAUACAGGCUGGUUUAGAGAUUGACAAGUACCCAACAAAGAGAAGAACGAGACCUGUAUAUAGUAUCGAAGGAAGAAUUGUAGACUUUGAGUCGGUCAACAAAAUGGAUGAUGUGGAUAGGAACUCAUAUUCUGGGAUUGUUGAUCUCGUAGUACAUUCUGAUAUUAAAACUGAUGUUGAGGAAUUGAGGAAUUCAGAUUCACAGAGUGAUACCAACCUUGUGGAUAAAGCAUUACCGAGCGAUAAAGUGGGGAAGUCUUUGAGCGAGUUAAGUAUUAUUACAAUGGACUCAUGGUUUGAGAUGAUAUUGGGAGCAAAGAAGAUCAUGGAGAAAUACAGUGUGAAGACUUGUGGAUAUUGUUUAGAGGUUCAGGUAGGUCCCAAGGGGCACAAAGUGAGGAUGUGCAAGGCUUCAAAGCAUCAAUCUCGUAAUGGUUUGCAUGCUUGGCAAGAAGCAACAAUAGACGACCUUGUGGGUCCGAAUUAUGUUUGGCAUGUCCGUGACAUAGAUGGUCCUGCUCUGGAUAACAACCUGAAGAGGUAUUACGGGAAGGCUCCAGCUGUGGUGGAGCUAUGCGUGCAGGCAGGUGCACCUGUGCCAAAUGAAUAUAGGAGUAUGAUGAGAUUAGAUGUAGCUUCUCUAGAGCGUGACGAGGUUGAUCUGGUUGCUUGAGAUAAUGUUCCUCUAUGUAGAUGAAUCGGAUGUAGUAAAAGAGAUGUAAACCUCCAUAUUGUGACGCAACUGCUAGCAAGGGGAGGUCUCUCGCUAGAACUCCUGGUGUAUUAGAUUGAAGAAGUAUCUACUUCCCUAUUGUGGCUUAUGAAUGCGAGUGUUUUGUCUGCAGGGUUAGUAGUCCACAAGGUUAGUAGUCCACAGGGCUAGUGUCUUCUCUGGAUUCUGUUGCUCGAAUUUGUCAAGUGAAAGAGAGCGAAAGGAUGAGGUAAAGAAAUAUGACUUGUGGGCUGAUCGUGCAUGAAAAGGUUGUAGGUAUGAAAAAAAAAGUCCACAGGGCUAAGAGAUGUUAUGCAAGGUCUUCUUUUAUCGACACAAGUAUUUCUUUGGGCAGAUGAAGAAAGUUAUGCUAUAUGAACUUCUGGCCCCCAAGAUCUUCUCUGUCUUGUCUAAACAUGUGAAACAUGAUGAUUGAAGACCCAAUCUCUAGUCUGUGUAUUGAGACAAUGCUACAUGUCAAUUAGUAUAGCCAAUAAGAAGAAACAUGCAACAAUGUAAGCCUUGGCAAUUACCGAAAGGGUUGGAAGACGUUUUAAGUGUUAUGUUUUGGACUUACAUUGUUGCUUGUUUCUUUUGACGUGAGCACCUAGAUGCUGAUGGCACGAGACUGUGCGGCCUUGUGGCCUUAAUACUUGGAAUUUCCGUCCGUGCAACGGUGCAAUUCAAAUGAGUUGUGCCCUUACAUGUCUGUGGGUUGGGUUUGUGUAUCAAACUAGUUGGUCUGGGUUUGUGUAUCGAACUUCACCAGCAAAGACCCUUCGUCGAUUUCGUCAGUUGGUGAGGCCCAAAUUUUUUUAAUUUUUUUUUUAACAUGCGAUAUUAUUUACAAGGGAAAGAGAGUGGGUUUAACUUUACAAUAAGUUAGCAAUGAUGUGGUUCAAAUUUGUCUUUAGCAAGAAUCAAAUCUAAGAUCUCUCACUUAUAAGUGAAAAGGGAUAUCACUGGAUCGUAGUAGUAAGUGGCUGACAGUCCAAAUUAAAUAUUAAUAAAAUAAAAAAAAUAGUGGAGAUGGAGAGAGAGAGAGAGAGAGAGAGAGAGAGAAUUAGAGGCGGCUAGGGGUGAGUGGAGGCUGUGGCUAUGGAGGCAGGAGUAGAUCUAUUCAUGGACCUUCGAGGAGCACCCAACAGUCGGGCGAUGGUGGAGGAGAGAUCACAAUGGCUGUGCAUAUAUUCUUCAAGAGAAGUUUUGAACAAAGAAGAAAGGUCUAAUUUUAGCUGAUAGGAGCAAAGCUCUGCUGUUUUUUGGACCUUGUUCGGUUGUUCCAACAAAGAAGAAAGACAAAAUGACUUUCUUUCUCCAUUUUUCAUGUGACGGACUCCCAACUGUCGGCGAUGGUGGAGGAGAGGAGACCACAAUGGCUGUGCAUAUAUUCUUCAAGAGAAGUUUUGAACAAAGAAGAAAUGUCUAAUUUUAGCUAAUAGGAGCAAAGCUCGGCUGUUUUUGGGACCUUGUUCCAACACAGAAGAAACACAAAAUGACUUUCUUUCUCCA